UCAACUCUCAAUCUGUCCCAACUUGUCGGCUUCGUGUGUUUCUUCGACUGUUUACAUCAUUAAGUAUAUACCAUUUGUAACUUUUAAAUAUACCAUAAUACUGUGUGCAUUUUAUUUUUCGAUACUACUCUUGACUUAGUGUUGAUGACAGUAUGUGAUUUUGGUGUAAAUAACUCCAAUAAUUUUAUCUGUGGAAAGUUGUUGUUAGAGUGAUUCAGUCAAACCUAGUGAUACAUUAUUUUUGUAAAUAAGUUACAAAAAUGCCAAUUGCCGAUAAAAGAAAGGGUGAUGAUAUUCUCUCGCUAGUACCGGCGUCGAAGAAAACUAGAAAUGAAGUUGUAUUUAGCAGCAGGGAAAAAGCAGUCGUUCAGAGUGGACCACCAAGAACAUCAAACUUGUCUUCUCCCAUUAUGCUAUUGGAGGGACAUCAAGGAGAUAUUUUUUCAUUGGAAUUUCAUCCUGAGGGGCAGUAUGUUGCCUCAACAGGGUUUGACAGACAAAUAUUUCUUUGGAAUGUAUACGGAGAAUGUGAAAAUAUCACAGUCAUGUCGGGCCAUAGUGGUGCUGUGAUGGAAAUGCACUUCAGUCCUGAUGGCAAUAAUUUAUACACAGCAAGCACAGACAUGACAUUGGGUCUGUGGGAUAUGGCAGCAGGAGUGAGGGUAAAAAAAUUAAAAGGGCAUUCUGCAUUCGUAAAUUCUGUUAAUGGUACCAGAAGAGGUGUGCUACAGCUUUGUUCUGGAAGUGAUGACAGCACUAUUAAGAUCUGGGAUCCUAGAAAGAAAGGACAGUGUCAUACUUUAAAUAAUACUUACCAGGUUACUACUGUAUCAUUCAAUGACACUGCUGAGCAAGUUAUUAGUGGAGGAAUCGAUAAUGAUAUCAAAGUAUGGGAUUUGAGAAAAAAUGCAAUUUUAUAUAUAAUGAAAGGCCACACCGAUACCGUCACAGGAUUAAGUUUGAGUCCAGAUGGGUCCUACAUCCUAUCUAAUGCUAUGGAUAACACUUUGAGAAUAUGGGAUAUCAGACCAUAUGUACCUUACGACACGAGAUGUAUGAAAAUUUUUUCCGGACAUCAACAUAAUUUUGAGAAGAAUUUACUGAGAUGUGCUUGGUAUCCUGAUGGAAGCAAAGUAUCAGCGGGUUCCUCCGAUAGAUAUCAUUAUAUUUGGGACACAACUAGUCGGAGAAUAUUGUAUAAGCUCCCUGGUCACAAUGGAUCUAUUAAUGACGUUGACUUUCAUCCUAAAGAACCAAUAGUGUGCUCUGGCUCAAGUGACAAACAAAUUUACAUGGGUGAAAUCGAAGGUUAAAGAUUGUAUGACCCUGAUUUUUCAUAAUAUAAUUUUUUGUAAAAUAGUAUUGUGACAUUCAUCUUUAUAAAUGAGCAUAGUUUAAGAGUAUUCAAAUAAAUAUUUUAUGUUUGAGGCGUA
Copidosoma floridanum is the source of this 1433-nucleotide messenger RNA. RefSeq names its product U5 small nuclear ribonucleoprotein 40 kDa protein. Gene Ontology annotation, cellular component: catalytic step 2 spliceosome. The record is from RefSeq and is a predicted model, not a curated record. Lineage: Eukaryota; Metazoa; Arthropoda; Insecta; Hymenoptera; Encyrtidae. Gene Ontology annotation, molecular function: RNA binding; protein binding.